AAAGCAGUUAGGUCUUUUGAUGUUGAAAGAAUUCUACUCUAUUGCAAAAGUCUUUAUUGGAUUAUUGAGUUAAUUAUGGAUUGACAAACAAGCUCCUAAUGGCACUCCACGAGAGAGAGAUAAGCGCUGAGCUGCCCCCCCAACAGCCACUACGAGCCUUGUGCAGACCCCUGUCAAGAGACAUGUUCUGGGAAACCUCCCUCCUGCGGUGGGCCCUGCUCGGAGGCCUGUGUGUGUAAUCCUGGCUACAUCCUGAGUGCCGGCAAGUGCGUCAAGAAGAGUUUGUGUGGUUGCAAACACACCAACGGCCAGUACUAUGAGCCUGGACAGGAGUUUUAUGUUGAGGACUGUAAGCUGAAGUGUAGGUGUGAUGUUCCCUUCGUCACCUGUGUGGCCUCUGAAUGUGACCCAAUGCACGAGUGUAAACUCCAGGAUGGAAUACUGGGCUGCCAUCCCACCAGCUCUCAGGACUGUGUGGUGUCUGGAGAUCCGCACUACAACACAUUUGACAAGAAAUUCUACAGCUUCAUGGGAACAUGUACCUACACACUUGCCAGAAACUGCAAGAACAGCACAGGUCCCUGGUUCUCAGUGGAGGGGAAGAAUGAAGAAAGAGGAGUGUCAGGUGUGUCCUACCUGAGGAAACUCUACGUCACAGUGAAUGGAAUCACUGUGAUUCUGAUGAAGGCCAGGAAGACACUGGUGAACGGACUGCGGGUGGCCCUCCCUCACUCCCCCUCUCCUCUCAUCUCUCUCAGUCUGGCCGGUCAGUAUAUUACCCUGCAGACGCCCUUUGGCCUCCAGGUGCGCUGGGAUGGAAACCAUUAUGCCCGAAUCUCAGUUCCCAGCUCCUACUACAACCAGACGUGUGGUCUCUGUGGUGACUAUGACGGGAACCCAGACAAUGACUUCACCAAACCAGAUGGCACUCUGGUAGGAAAUGUCAAUAAUUUCGGGAACAGCUGGCAGACAGAAGAGGAUGAGGAUGACACCUGUAGCAAUGAUGGAGGACAGGAAGACUGUAAUAAAGAGGUGGAGGAGGAGGCCAAGAAGCCCACCAGCUGCGGCAUGAUCACUGAUCCCAAUGGUAUCUUUAAGCCCUGUCACUCUGUCGUGCCCCCUGAGCCAUACUUUGGAAGCUGUGUGUACGACAUGUGUGCCACUGGAGGUCAGAUUGUGGCUUUGUGCCAGGCCAUAGAAAGCUAUGCUGACAUGUGUGCUGCUGCAGGAGUCUCCAUCGCAUGGAGGAACAAUACCUUCUGUCCUCUGAAGUGCCCUACAGGCAGUCAUUACAACUCAUGCAGCACUGCCUGCCCCCAGCCCAGCUGUCAGGACCCUACGGGCCCCGGUGGCUCUUGCAACCAGCCCUGUGUAGAGGGAUGCUUCUGUAACCCCGGCCUCGUCCUCAGCGGAGACAAAUGUGUCCCACUCAGCGAGUGUGGAUGUACUGAUGGAGAUGGAAAGUACAGGCCGGUAGGAGACGCUUGGUUCACAGAGAUGGAUUGCUCAGAGCGCUGCAAGUGUAACGGUAACCAUAACAUCACCUGUGAGCCCUGGCAGUGCAGCCCAGCGCAGGAGUGUAAAGUUGUUGGAGGAGUACUGGACUGCCACUCCACAGGUAAAGGGGUGUGUCACGUGGCUGGAGAUCCUCACUACUACACCUUUGAUGGUGUGAUGCACACGUUCAUGGGCACCUGCACUUACAUUCUGGCGGAGGUGUGUAACACCACCAACGUAACUCCGUUCAAGAUAGUGGCUAAAAACGAGGAGCGUGGUCAACCAGAGGCCUCUUAUGUUCGCUCUGUCAAAAUCUACCUGCCUCAUGACACUGUGGUUGAGCUGCAAAAGAGCCACAGAGUUCUGCUGAAUGGACGACGGGUGCGAACCCCAGUUUCCAUUGAUUUGGCUGGUGCCAAGGUGAUAGCCAGUGGAUCAUACAAUCUGCUGGACACAAACUUUGGUUUGCAAGUGAAGUUUGAUGGAGUCCAUCACUUGGAGAUCACUGUUCCUGGAGAAUACUUCAACAAGCUGUGUGGCAUGUGUGGAAACUACAAUCACAACUCCUCUGAUGACAACCUGAUGUCCAACAAGAAACCAACUAAUGAUGUGAUUGAACUGGGCAACAGCUGGAAGUCAGAUGGAGACAGUGAUGCUGGCUGUCAGCCAGACACUCGUCCAGAUGUCCGACCUAACUGCACCGCAGAAGAAGAGAAGACAUACGAGGCUCAGUGUGCCGAGGUCAUCCUGUCUGACAGAUUCAAGCCCUGCCAUUCUCUGGUGCCCCCAAAUGCUUUCCUUGGUAACUGUAUCUAUGACAUGUGUGAGUAUGAUGGCAUGAAGGCAACGCUCUGUGACAACGUGGAGGCAUAUGCUCAGGCCUGUCAGAGCGCUGGAGUCACCAUCAGCUGGAGGAACAACAGCUUCUGUCCCCUGCCCUGCCCUCCUAACAGCCACUACUCAGACUGCACCGCCCCCUGCCCCCCAACCUGCGCUGACCUCUUCCCCGUCUUCUGCCAUCUCCCUCCAACCACCUGUGUGGAGGGCUGCCAGUGUGAUGCAGGCUACGUUCUCAGUGACAACAAGUGUGUUCCUCUGGACAAAUGUGGCUGUCUGGACACAGAUAAAGUGUACCAUAAUGUAGGAGACUCGUGGCUGACUGACAAAUGUGCUAGCUCAUGUAAAUGUAACCUUGGUGGCCAAAUCACAUGUAAGGACCACAGCUGUGAUUCCAACUCACUGUGCACCCUGGACAAAUAUGGAGACCUCUACUGCAAACCCACCAAGUUUGACAAGUGCAGCAUCUCUGGAGAUCCUCACCACCGAACAUUUGAUGGUUUCACCCAUCACUUCCAGGGUCCCUACACCUACGUCCUUACUCAGGACCACAACCUGCAGAACUCCUUGUCACCACUAGUGGUGAGGGGGAAGAAUAUCAGACGUGGGGGGAACAGGAGGGUGUCAUUCCUGGAUCAAAUGUACAUCGACGUUUACGGUGUCAAUGUUCGCUUCUUGCAGAAGAAGAUCAUCCUGGUGAAUGGAGAGCGUGUUGCACCUCCUCUCAGUCCAGUUAGUGGUUUGACCAUCACGAUGAACUCCAGGCAGGUUCAGCUCACCACUGACUUUGGACUCACUGUACGCUUUGAUGGCAACAGUCGCGGAGAGAUUAUACUGCCCAGCACCUACAAGAACUCUGUCAGAGGGCUGUGUGGAAACUAUGACGGCAUCACCAGAAAUGAGUACAUGAUGCCUGACGGGACUGUAGUCAGGGACCUGAACAAGUUCGGAGAAAGCUGGAGGGUCAAUGACCGACAGGCUGAUGGACUGAAGAUCUCUGACCUUCCUCACACAGUCCACACACACAGGAGAGAGGUGGAGACUGAUCCAGAUUCAGGAUUUGAGACAUCAGAAUGCUCUCAGCUUCAGCUCAAUGAUUACAACAGUGUGACUCAGUGUGGAGCGCUGUCUAACUCCAAGGGAUUGUUUGCUGCCUGCCAUGCGACCCUGCCACCUAAAACCUACCAGGAUGACUGUGUGUUUGACCUUUGUGCUAUACCGGGCAAUUUAGCGCUGCGUUGUGCCAGUUACGAAGCGUAUGCUGCAGCCUGUCAGGAGGCUGGCAUUAAACUGGGAUCCUGGAGGCAGCAGCUGGACUGUGUCCUCUCCUGUGAUGCCAACAGCACCUAUUCCUCAUGUAUGUCACCCUGCCCCGCCUCCUGCGCUGACCUGGCAGCACCCUCCGAGUGUGACACCACUUUCUGUGUGGAAGGGUGCCAGUGUGCCCUUGGCUCGGUCAUGAGUGAGGGAAUCUGUGUACCAUACAGAGAGUGUGGCUGCACCUUCCUCAACAGAUAUUACCCUCUGAAGGAGAAGUUUGUUACUGAUGACUGUUCUCAGUCCUGUGAAUGCACCAGCACUGGCGUUGUGUGCCAACCCAAGAUCUGCCAGGAGGGUUACAUCUGUACCGUCUACAAUUUUAAGCGGGACUGUUUUAGAGCAGCGAAUCCGUGUCUCAGUUACCCCUGUCUGAAUGGAGGAACAUGUAAGGUGGACAGCAACGACAUGUACACCUGUCAGUGUGCAGAGGGCUUUGAGGGCACAAACUGUGAUGUGGAGAUAACACAGAAAGGAGGAUUGGAAACCAAGUGGAUUAUCCUGAUCUCGGUCCUGGUGUCAGUCGCUGUCAUCUUCAUCAUAAUCACCAUCGUGUGUGUUUGCAGACACAAAGUAAAGAAAUUUAAGUUUGAGGAGAAGAAAAUCAGCAUGAAAUCAACAAGUGUUCCAUAUACAAACAUAGAUGACCAAAGAGAUAAAGUGUCUACUAUGUGAUGAGAAACUGUUUAACCUGUGUAGUGUUUACCUGAAUGUAAUAAAGUCCGGCUGUAUGAGGUGAACAUGCACAAUCUGUUCUGAAGCUUAUU
This is a messenger RNA of Micropterus dolomieu (smallmouth bass), 4418 nucleotides long. RefSeq names its product zonadhesin, like (gene zanl). Bases 412 to 4326 code for a protein of 1304 amino acids. Gene Ontology annotation, molecular function: protein binding. The record is from RefSeq and is a predicted model, not a curated record. The transcript is spliced from 29 exons. NCBI's taxonomy places the organism in Eukaryota, Metazoa, Chordata, Actinopteri, Centrarchiformes, Centrarchidae.